AUGGUGUUUUGGGAGGGAUAUGUGAGCGACGAAGCAAUGGGAAUCAUUGCUCCAAUGGUGGUUUAUUGGGUCUAUGCCGGCUUUUACCAGCUCGUGCUGCCGUCGUUGGAUGAGUACAGGCUGCACUCGAGGAAGGAAGAAGACGAGAAGAACUUGGUGCCGUUCCAUAGUGUGGUGAAGGGCGUUUUGAUCCAACAGCUACUUCAAGCAACAAUAGGGUUUUCCAUCUUCUUGUUAACCUCAACCACAACUAGUACUACGUUAGCCCAACGGCAGCAACCAUCCAUCCAACACCAGAUAGCGCAGAUCAUCCUCGCCAUGCUCAUCGUCGACGCCUGGCAGUACUUCGUCCACAGGUACAUGCACCAUAACAAGUUCCUCUACCGGAAGGUACACUCCCAGCACCACCGCCUGGUGGUGCCCUACGCCGUCGGGACGCUCUACAGCCACCCUGUCGAGGCGGUGUUCGACACGGUGGGUGGGGGCGUCGCGUUCAUCCUCUCCGGGAUGACGCCCCGGACGUCGGUGUUCUUCUUCAGCUUCCACAUUGUCAAGACCGUGGACGACCACUGUGGGAUGCUGCUGCCGUGGAACUUGGUGCCUAGGGUUUUCUACAACAACGCGGCGUACCACGACGUUCACCACCAGCUGCAAGGGAGCAAGUAUAACUAUUCGCAGGCGUUUUUCUCGAUAUGGGAUAGGGUUUGCGGGACGCAUAUGCCGUAUGUGGUUGUGAAGCGGGAUGGAGCCGGGUACGAGGCUAGGUUGGUUAGGAGAGUGGGUUAA
Linum trigynum is the source of this 786-nucleotide messenger RNA. The record is from the annotation of a GenBank genome assembly. Lineage: Eukaryota; Viridiplantae; Streptophyta; Magnoliopsida; Malpighiales; Linaceae.